AUGGCCACAACGGCAGCGUGGGCGGGAAGGAGCGCGGCCACGGGCGGCGGCAGGCAGGGGAGGAGCGCGGGCGGCGCCACCGCCGGGCAGGCAGGGGAGGAGCGCGGCCACCGCCACGGGCGGCGGGGCGCGGGCGCGGCCACGGCUACGACGGCAGCGGGGCAGGGGGACCGCGGCCACACGGCGGUGCGAGCAGGCCACAGCGGGGGAGGAGCGCGGGCGUGGCCACGGCGGCGGGGCGCAAGCGCGGCCACUGCUACAACGGCGGCGGGGCGGGGCGAGCAUGCCACGGCCACGGCAGCGAGUAGGCCACGGGCGGCGGCGCGUGGCCAUGACCAUGGCGGCGAGCUGGAUACGGGCGCGUGUGGUUAA
Molecule: messenger RNA, 372 nt
Organism: Aegilops tauschii subsp. strangulata
Lineage: Eukaryota; Viridiplantae; Streptophyta; Magnoliopsida; Poales; Poaceae
Source: RefSeq, a predicted model, not a curated record